CCGAGCCCAGGGCUGCCGCCCGCCGGUGGUGGCUGGCUUCGGGGAAGAGAGGCCAGGGCCCGCGGGACCGCACCCACGUCUCCAGUGCAAACUGGAGAAGGAGAACAGCGGCAUCUGAUAGAAGACCUUGGACGUCGGAGAGUGAAUUGGACGACGUACCUGGAGAAAUGGACGCUAGAAGAAAACACUGGAAGGAGAAUAUGUUUGCUCCUUUUUUUAGUGCACAGGAUAUUCUAGAUGAGGCUUCUCAGCCUGAAUCAUCUUCUGAACAAAUGACUUUAGAUAAGGCCAAUAGAAUAGAAGGAAUUUUUAAUUUGUCUAGCAGAAAGUUUCAAGAAGAAAAUAAACUUAAGAGGAAAGAAUGUAUUUCUCAACUAAACGAAAAAGAACAAGAACCAAAUUUGAGAGAGAGAAAGAUAAACCUUUCAAAGAAUGAAGCAGACACAAAUUCUGUCUCCUGUGACUCAUCUAAUUUGGAUGUGGUGACCGAAGAAAGCUUUAAUAGCACAGAAGACCGUUCUACCUGGAGUACAAAGGAAUUACCAAUCCUACCACGACCAGACAUAAAGAAGAAAUUUACCGAAGGAAUGUCUCCCAAACUUCGCCUGAAUCUUUUGAAUGAAGAACUGGAAGAACUUAACAUGAAAUGCAGGAAAAUAGAAGAGGAAUUUGAAAAUGCCGAAAAAGAACUUUUGAACUCCAAGAAAGAAGUCCCCGCAAAACCCCUCAAGUUCCAGGAAACAGGAGGAGAAACUUCAAAGAAAGACUGGGAGCUUCAAGCUUUAAGAAAUGACCUCUCCGAAAAAGCGACAAACGUCCAGAACCUAACCGAAGAGCUCCAGCAAGCCAAAGAACUCAUCCACAGGCUGAGCCUAGAGAACCGAGAUUUGAAAGAGGCCGUUAGGAAACUCAAGCGACAGACCGAGAUCGGAAACGUGCUCCUGAAGGAAGAGAUGAAACUGUACUACGAGCUAGAGAUGGAAAAGAUCCGUGGGGAGCUGGACGCCAUCAAGAACGAGCUGAGAGCUGAGAAGACCCUGCAGGCCAGAAACAACAGGGCCCUAGAGUUGCUUAGGAAACACUUCGCUUCUGUGACGUCAUCAAGUACCCUGGACAGCUUGACGGAGGAUUUUUUUUAAAACUCAAAAAAAUAAAAAAAAAAAAAGCCUUUCAUGAGGCAAAUCAUGGA
Neogale vison (American mink) is the source of this 1189-nucleotide messenger RNA. RefSeq names its product coiled-coil domain containing 160 (gene CCDC160). NCBI's taxonomy places the organism in Eukaryota, Metazoa, Chordata, Mammalia, Carnivora, Mustelidae. The record is from RefSeq and is a predicted model, not a curated record. Bases 168 to 1139 code for a protein of 323 amino acids. The transcript is spliced from 3 exons.